CGAAGCGUGACUCGUGACCAUCAAAUCCGUCAGGUUGCUACACACACAUGCAUGAACGCCCCUGUGGCAAGAUCCCAUGGCUGCUCUCCCGCUUUGCUGCCUUUCUGCUGCAGCUGCAGUGUAUGCUUCUGGCGCUCCUUCCCCUGGUUGCCUGUCGUGCAUUCAUCCCUUCGAGGAGCCAUCGCCUUGUCCGCCGUCCCACCCGACUGACACGGCCAGUCGGCCCGCAUCCGUGCCUUUUUCCCGUCCCAGCUGCAGCUGCAGGACGACGGCUGUCGACCAUGCCGGCCAAGAAGCGGAGCAAGAAGGAGGAGGAGGCGGCAGAUGAAGGGGAAGAGGGUGAGCCGCAGCCCACGGCCCCGAAGCGCAAGAAGCAAAAGGCCAAGGCCAAGGCCAAGGCCGACGAGGAUAACAACUAUGAGGACGGUGACGGCGGUGGGGAGGCCAGCGGCACCUCCCUCGUGGGUGUCAACCAGCUCGAGGGCGUCGCGGCACACCCGGACAAGUUUAAGAUUGUCAACUGGAAUAUCAACGGUACUUAGAGUUGACACACAGCAGACACACACCGGGACUCUCACGCGGGCAGAUGGAUGGAUGGUUGCAUUAAAGCACAUGCGUGUGCGUGGCUGCAUAUAUGUAUCUGUGUGUGUGUGUAGGCUUGCGUGCGGUGGCAAAGAAACCCAUAUUCCGCGAGUACAUCGAUGCAGAGAAGCCCGACGUGCUGGUGCUGAGUGAGGUCAAGGGCGACCAGACUGCCAUGCAGGAAUUCAUGGUGAGUGAGGCACUUAGUCGAAUGAAUGAAUGGUCAGGACGGACUGAGGGAGGGAGGGAGGCAGGCAAGCUGGCAGGGGAGUGGGUGGGAGAAAUGCUUGCUCGUGCUGACCCGACCCGAUCAGGUCGAUGGUUGGUUGCCGGGGUACAAGAGCCACUGGAACCUCUGCAAGGUCAAGAAGGGGUACAGUGGGGUCGCCGCAUUCUGGAAAGAGGAAGCCGAGCCCAACGAGGUACCUACGCACCUUUCCUCCCCUUUCCUCCCUGUGCGCAUGGCAUCCCUCCCUCCUCACCUGGCGGGUCGGGUGUGUUGUGUUGUGGUGUGUUGUCUGUCUGUCUGUCUAUCAGGUCAAGGUUGACUUCUGCGCCAAGCACGACCAGGAGGGCGGCCGAUUCAUACAACUCGGUCGGUUGGUUGGUAUAUAGCUUACUUACCCAGACGCCACACACACCACACAGGAUACGAUAGAUACGGCAAGAUGUUGAAAACCAAAGAAAUUGUGUGUGUGUGCGUGUGUUGUAGAUUACGAUGGCUUCACGAUCAUCGGGUGUUAUGUGCCCAACGCUGGCGAGAAAGACAAAUCUACAGACGAGAAACUCCCAAAGGUGAUACAGCCACGCGUGGCUCGCGCAUGGCCCGCCACACUCACCACACUCGCUCUCUUUUCUCUCUCUCUCUCUGUGUGUGUCUGUGUGUGUGUCUGUGGGUGUGGGUGUGUGUGUUCAGAAUCUGGAUUUCCGUACGCGUGAGUGGGACGUUGAUCUGCGCAAGUACCUCAAAAACCUCAAAAACGUCAUCUGGUCAGUCAGCCAGCCAGUCAGACAUCUCCAGCCCAGCAGCUGCACUGCACUUCAGCCCGCCCAUCCACUGAUGACAUCCAUCGUGUGCCUUGCCUGUCCUGUCCCACGCACCAACCCACCCACCCUGCCCUGUCUGUCUGUAUCAUCCAUUCAUCCCCUCAGGUGUGGAGAUCUGAAUGUGUGUCCGGAGGAGAUCGACAUCUGGAAGGCCAAGGGCAACGAGAAAAGCGCGGGAUUCACUCUUCAGGAACGGUCGGUAGAGACAGAUUAGAUGCAUGCAUGUGGGUGUGUAUGUGGGGCGCUGAGGCCCCCCAUUGUGCGCACGUGUCAUGGCAUGCUUGGUCGAUCGGGCAGCGAGAGCAUUUGCAUUAUAUGACUGUGUGGGUGCGGUGGAUGUGCCAGAGACUCGUUUGCCGAGACGUUGGAGGCGGCUGAUCUGGUGGAUGCCUUCAGGGAGAAGUACCCCGACACCAAGGCCUACUCAUACUUCAGUGCUCGCGGCAAGGGACGAGAGAAACACCAAGGUACGUACCUUGAGUCACAAACCUGUCACCCACAUACAUACGCACCCUCAUACAUACACACACACACAACGGACGGCCAUUUAUAUGUGUCUAGCUUGUGUGUGUCUUGUUUGUGUCAGGGUGGCGUUUGGAUCACCAGAUAGUGUCGAGGGAGCUGUUCGAGUCGUCAGUGCAGGACGUCAUCAUCAGGCAAGGACAUACAGGACACGGACGGACGGACCCAAGACCUGAUGAUGUGAUGGGUUGAAGUUGCAUUUUCCCUCCCUGUCUGCCUGUCUGCCUGGUCUGUACAAUUCUUUGUUUGUUUGCAUUGAUAUGAGCAGGGAGAAGGUGGCCGCCAGCGACCAUGUGCCGGUCGUACUCAUACUCAACAAGUGACUCACCCUCGCGCGCCGUCCACAUGCUGGCCGGCCGGGCCCAUAGAUUGACAGCAAUGUAGACAGACAGACAGACAGACGUGUGUAGACAGACAGACAGACAAACAUGUAGACAGACGGACAGCCAUGCGUAGUGUAGCUGGACACACAAGGGGGGCCUGUACGCCCCGGGUGCAGCAGUGGUCUGCAGAGUCAAACAUAUCUUGGC
Vitrella brassicaformis is the source of this 2681-nucleotide messenger RNA. Lineage: Eukaryota; Vitrellaceae. The record is from the annotation of a GenBank genome assembly.